AUGAAGGACGAAGAUAAUUUUUGCCUAUCAAAAACAGCCGAGAAUCAACUCGUGCGUACACUGCGGAAGGAAGAAAGUGGCCGAUCACGACAUACUGGACGUGAUGAUCGUGCUACGACGGAGCAGGUGCUUGAUCCACGUACACGUAUGAUCUUAUACAAGAUGCUGAACCACGGAAUCGUUACAGAAAUUAACGGCUGCUUAAGCACGGGCAAGGAAGCCAAUGUAUACCAUGCACGGCUUCCUGAUGGAAGAGAAGGUGCUAUUAAAGUAUAUAAGACUUCUAUUCUGGUCUUUAAAGACCGUGAAAAGUACGUUUCGGGCGAGUUUCGCUUCCGUCAUGGCUAUUCCAAGAGUAAUCCACGUAAAAUGGUCAAGCUCUGGGCUGAGAAAGAAAUGCGCAAUUUACGUCGCUUGAAAGAGUCUGGCAUUUAUUGUCCAGCACCUAUUCUAUUACGCUCUCAUGUGCUGAUCAUGGACUUUAUCGGUCAUGAUGGCUGGGCGGCUCCCCGUCUCAAGGACGCCAAGAUCAGUGACAUUCGUUAUCGAGAAUGCUAUCUCUAUUGCAUUAAAAUGAUGCGUACAAUGUACCAAAAAUGCCGUCUUGUGCAUGGAGAUUUGAGUGAGUACAAUAUUCUAUACUACCAGACAAAACUCUACUUUAUUGAUGUGUCGCAGUCUGUAGAGCACGAGCAUCCAAGUGCCAAUGACUUUUUACGCAAAGAUUGCCGCAAUAUUGCAGACUAUUUCCGCAAAACUGGCGCGCUUAAUCCCAUGACUACACAGGAGCUGUUCGACUUUGUCACGGACCCGCGUAUUGCUGAAGAGGACUUGGACGACUACCUUAACGAGAUUCAGCGCAAAAUUGCAGACCGACCUGUGGAGCGCACAAAUCAAGAACAAGUAGAUGAAGCUGUGUUCAUGAACACGUUCAUCCCUCACUCACUCGGUGAGGUACUUCACUCGGAGCGAGAGCAGCUUGCCUAUCAAGAUGGAACGAUGGAAAAAGCAUUGGUGACGGCAAUCUCGCGCCUUGAAGUUCAACGGAAAACGACUUCGCCCGCUCCGGCCAUGCAGCACACGCGUAUCAUGGACCUCUUGAACGAGCAGGAUGACCAAGAGCUUGAUUCUAGUGACGAUGAUGGUGAUGACGAUGGCGAUGACAAUGACGGCGAUAGUGACGACGAUUCUGACAGCGAAUAUGAUGACGAAGAUGACGAAGAAGGAACGUUGCUUUCUGGAACUGAACCGCUGACAGACGGACAGCGAGCUGUAUAUCGGCUUCAAAAGCGUGACGAACGUGAAAAACAGAAGGCGCUAGAUAAGUUGAACAAGAAGGCACGCAAGCUGGAAACCAAAGAGGAGAAGAAGGCAAAGCGACAGACAAAGAUUCCGAAGCAUAUCAAGAAGCGCCACAAAAAACUUUCUCACCAAAAGAAUAAAAAGUAA
This is a messenger RNA of Peronospora farinosa, 1449 nucleotides long. NCBI's taxonomy places the organism in Eukaryota, Oomycota, Peronosporomycetes, Peronosporales, Peronosporaceae. The record is from the annotation of a GenBank genome assembly.